This is a messenger RNA of Juglans microcarpa x Juglans regia, 849 nucleotides long. RefSeq lists its product as uncharacterized. The coding region runs from base 1 to 849 and encodes 282 amino acids. The transcript is spliced from 2 exons. Gene Ontology annotation, molecular function: RNA-DNA hybrid ribonuclease activity; nucleic acid binding. Lineage: Eukaryota; Viridiplantae; Streptophyta; Magnoliopsida; Fagales; Juglandaceae. The record is from RefSeq and is a predicted model, not a curated record.
AUGGAUAAUGGACAGGCUUCAAGUAGCUCUCAACACAAUCAGUUAUGGUCAAAGCAAUGGAAAUUGAAAGUUCCUCCUGCAGACAAAAUUUUUCUAUGGAGGGCCUGCAAUGAGGCUUUACCAACCAACUUCAAUUUGCACAAAAAGAAAAUUAUUGAGAAACCUUGUUGCCCUAUCUACUUACAAGAAGAAGAAAUAGUCAUACUUGCCUUAUGGACAUGCCCUGCUGCACAAGAUGUUUGGCAUCAAUAUUCAAGACAGAUUAAAAAAAGCCCAUCCAGCUUUAACUCCCUUAGGGAUCUGUUUCUUGAACUGGAUUCAGUUUGGGGCCAGGAGCUUGUGGAGGAGUUAGCAGUGGUUAGCGAGCGCAUUUGGUUGAGAAGGAAUGCUUAUGAUUUCCAAAAAGAAUUUAAGGACCCAAAUUCAGUUGCUGAGCAUGGCAAAUGCAAAAUCGGUCUUGGUCUGAUUAUAAGAGAUUGGAAUGGGUUGGUGUUGGCAACAUCAAGACAAAUCAGGUCACUCUAUCCUAAUCCUUUUCUAGCUGAAUCUGUUGGGGCUAUGGAAGCUGCUUGUUUUGGUUCUCACCUGGGACUUAAAAGGAUAAUACUAGAAGAAGAUUCACUACUAGUUAUUCAAGCUAUUAAUAGCAAAGUAGAGAACUGGUCUACAGCUAGUAUGAUCAUUAAUGACAUUAAGAGUCAACUAACUAUUUAUGACUCAUGGUCAGUCUUACACAUUCGAAGAGAGGGUAAUAAGGCAGCUCAUGUGCUUGCCAAGAAUGCUCUCUUGUCUUCUACAUCCUUUGUUGAUGUAGGCAGUAUUUCCUCUUGUAUUCUUGAUUACAUUUGA